Solanum dulcamara is the source of this 1738-nucleotide messenger RNA. RefSeq lists its product as uncharacterized. Gene Ontology annotation, molecular function: antiporter activity; UDP-xylose transmembrane transporter activity. The coding region runs from base 412 to 1572 and encodes 386 amino acids. Gene Ontology annotation, cellular component: Golgi apparatus. NCBI's taxonomy places the organism in Eukaryota, Viridiplantae, Streptophyta, Magnoliopsida, Solanales, Solanaceae. The transcript is spliced from 7 exons. The record is from RefSeq and is a predicted model, not a curated record.
AAUUUUAGAUCCGUCAUCUUUGCUUUGUUUGUUCACUUGUUUGUUACACAGUGGCCUCCCUCUUCCUCUUCCUCUUCUCAAACAUUCAUUUCUCCAUUUCUUCAUCAUUCAAUGCCUCUUCUUCUUCCAUUAAAAUAUAUAUAUGACAUUUGUACUUAGAGUGCGUUUGUGGCUUUAAUUUUACUCAUAAUAAUGUUACCUUAAAAACAUCCCAAUACGUGUCUACUAUUUGUUAAACAGAGUCCUGCUUUUUCUUCACUCUUUACAUUCCUUUUCAUACUAUAACACUCACUCCUACAUUCCUUCAUGAGAUCUCUCACAUUUUGAAAUCCUUCUCAUUCUAAUUAAGCAUCAAUUUAUGGGCAUUUUGCACUAAUUUUUUUUUUUUUUUGUGUGUGUGGGGGGAGGGUUAUGGGCAUUCUGGAUUCAUUGUUUGGAAAUGGGGGUAGAAGGUUUAUCAAGAGAAAAGAUAGCGAUGCAGGUGAAGCAGGUCGGGCACUGGAAGAGCUCAGAGGUUCCCUCUACAAUGAGCUUCGAACAUCAGAAGGAGCCAAGCGCCAACAACAGCGAUUCUGUGGUCCAGUUAUGGCAAUGACCUUCAAUUUCAUGGUUGCUGUUGGAAUAAUAUUGGGAAACAAACUUGUUAUGGGAAGAGUUGGAUUUAACUUUCCCAUUUUCCUAACGUUCAUCCAUUACUGCUGUUCUUGGAUAUUACUAGCCAUCUUCAAGGCUUUGUCAUUGCUUCCAGCUGCUCCUCCUGCUAAAUCGACACCAUUUUCUUCACUCUUUUCUUUGGGUGUUGUGAUGGCUUUUGCUUCUGGCCUUGCCAAUGCUAGUCUGAAGCAUAACAGUGUGGGUUUCUAUCAGAUGGCUAAAAUUGCGGUUACUCCAACCAUCGUCAUUGCUGAGUUCUUUCUUUUCAAGAAAACAGUCUCCUUUCACAAAGUACUGGCUUUGGCUGUCGUGUCAGUAGGCGUUGCAGUUGCAACUGUCACAGACUUGGAAUUUAAUUUCUUUGGGGCUUGUAUAGCACUAGCAUGGAUAGUUCCAAGCAGUGUAAACAAAAUUCUUUGGUCAAAUCUCCAACAACAAACCAAUUGGACUGCUCUUGCGUUGAUGUGGAGGACAACCCCAGUGACAAUUUUCUUCUUGGUAGCACUGAUGCCUUGGCUAGACCCUCCAGGAGUGCUAUCCUUCAAGUGGGACAUCCACAAUACUUGUGCUAUUCUCAUCUCAGCUUUACUUGGUUUUCUCUUGCAAUGGUCUGGAGCUUUAGCACUUGGAGCUACAUCAGCAACUUCACACGUUGUUUUAGGACAAUUCAAGACUUGUGUGAUCCUACUAGGAGGAUAUUUCCUGUUUAGUUCAGAUCCGGGGUGGACAAGUAUAUGUGGUGCCGUUACAGCUCUUGGUGGAAUGACAGUAUACACAUCCCUCAGCUUAAAGGAAUCAAGAGAAAAGGCAAGUGACCAACUCCCAAAGCACAGUUUACCUCCUCAAAAACUCAAGAGUACUGAAGAUGAUGACAACUCCAGAUACUCACCUCCAGACCACACUCCUGCUGUCGUCUAAGCUGCAUUUCUUCCUAUAUUUUUUGUUGGUACAUAAGUUAGAUCUAAUUUGUGACUCACUUUAAUUGAACGUGUAAAUUUCUACAUUGCAACACACCAGCAUUAUGUAUAUUGAAAAAGAUGCAAGAUAAAGUAGAAAGUUUUGGAAGUUUGGUUGUUUAGCAUAA